This is a messenger RNA of Acanthocheilonema viteae, 1083 nucleotides long. The record is from the annotation of a GenBank genome assembly. Lineage: Eukaryota; Metazoa; Nematoda; Chromadorea; Rhabditida; Onchocercidae.
AUGAGUAUAUCUGCAUGCCAGAACGAUCACGGGAGUUAUACUCUUAAUGGCAGUUCCGUCACGACCGGUGCAGCUGCAAAGGGUUCAAUAUGGCAUUCCAAUACGACGAACAGUUUUUUAGAAGGAUUUAAUUCACAACAUUCAAUUUCAACUAGAACUAGUCUUUUGGAAACUUCUGGUUCACAGCAUUCAACCGUAUUGGAGUUUUCUCAAUCUCAGACUGAUUCGUUUCAUCUCGAUGUUCCUGUACAUGAAGAUGAUGGGCACUUGGAAUCGAUUGUUUAUGCUACUGGUCGAAAGAUGGGGUAUGAGAAGCAGACCGAGGAAGCUCCGCCUUCAACAAGCUCCGAAAUUGCUGACCGAUAUGAUUCAGAUGAAGAUGGAGAGAUUGAUAUCCAAAUUCGGAACGUUGUUUGCAAUUAUACACUUCCACUGCAUAUUGAUUUGCAUCGCGUAGCUUUAAGUUCAGGCAAUGUCGCAUUUGAUCGAGGUCGAGGAGUUUUGUUGAAGCAGAAGAGAAAUCCUUCGUGCUACGUUAAAAUAUACAGCUCCGGGAAAAUUUAUAUUGUCGGAUGUCGCAGCGAAAGCGAAUGCAAGCGUGCUGCUAGGGGUGUUGCGCGCAUGGUCCAAAAAAGCAUGGGCAGAAUGAUGGACGUUGUCCGAAUUCGGAAUUAUCGCGUUUGUAACGUACUUGCAACUUGUAAAAUGCCUUUUGGUGUAAAAAUUGAAGAAAUCGUUCUCAAUAUGAACCAGAAUUAUCAGUUGGCCUCAUAUGGCGUUCUACAAAUCCUCGAGCCACUCUCCGAAUUCAUACCACAGGCAGCAUUACGGUUACUGGAGGCAACUGCGUCGGAAAAUGAUGUAAUGAAAGCAAUUGAAGUAAUUUAUCCAAUUAUCAAGGAAUUUCGGUGUGCUUUACGUUUGCGUAAUGCCACCAUUUCGAAGCCUUCACGUAAAAGGAAACAUGGGCCUAGUUUACAUGGAUUCCAACGGUUCCCGAGCUCUUCUGGGGUUUAUGGAAACCGAGUUUAUUUCAGUGAUGAAGAUGAUGAAGAAGAGGAUGAGUUUGAAGACGUUGUCUAA